GCUCGUAGGCUGAGCGUGUUGGUGUUCGGGGAAUUAUGGGAGCGCUGUAGUAUUUCCUGUUUCCGGUUUCUUGUUGAUACGACUGCAAAGAUGCCUGAGAGGGAGAGUGAGCUGUUCUCCAAUCCUCUGGCUCCUGAUGGCCAUGAGGUGGAAGAUUUGCAUUCAUUCCAGUCAAAACUUACAAAUGAAGACUUCCGUAAACUUCUUAUGACCCCUCGUUCUACUCCAUCUUCAGCGCCCCCAACAAAAUCUCGCCAUCAUGAAAUGCCACGUGAAUAUAAUGAGGAUGAAGAUCCAGCUGCCCGCAGAAGAAAGAAAAAAAGCUACUAUGCAAAGUUGCGACAGCAGGAGAUUGAGCGGGAGAGGGAGCUGGCAGAGAAAUACAGAGACAGAGCCAAGGAACGACGUGAUGGCGUCAAUAAGGACUACGAAGAAACAGAACUUAUCAGCACCACAGCCAACUACCGAGCAGUAGGCCCAACAGCAGAAGCUGACAAAUCCGCAGCAGAAAAGAGGCGCCAGUUGAUCCAGGAGUCCAAGUUCUUGGGUGGUGACAUGGAGCACACUCACUUGGUGAAAGGUCUGGAUUUUGCCCUGCUGCAAAAGGUCCGUGCUGAAAUUACCAACAAGGAAAAAGAGGAGGAGGAUUUGAUGGAAAAGCCUCAAAAAGAAACCAAGAAAGAUGAGGAUCCUGAGCAUAAAAUUGAAUUUAAAACCCGGCUUGGUCGAAACGUGUACCGUAACCUAUUUAAAGGCAAGGCAUAUGAGCGCAAUGAACUCUUUCUGCCAGGUCGGAUGGCAUAUGUUGUUGAUUUAGAUGAUGAGUAUGCAGACACAGAUAUUCCAACCACACUCAUUCGAAGCAAGGCUGACUGUCCAACCAUGGAGGCUCAAACAACUCUCACAACUAAUGACAUUGUCAUCAGCAAAUUGACUCAGAUCUUGUCUUACCUGAGGCAAGGAACUCGUAACAAGAAACUUAAGAAGAAGGACAAAGGCAAACUGGAUGAAAAGAAGCCUCCAGAAGCAGAUUUGAACAUCUUUGAUGAUAUUGGAGACUAUGUUCCAACUGCAGCUAAAGCACCUCGCGAGAAGGAGAGAGAAAAACACAGGGAGAAGGAGCGGGACCGAGACAGAGAACGUCCACGGGAGAGAGAGAGGGAGCGAGAGCAUGACCGAGAUCAUGACCGGGAUCGAGAUCAUGACCGGGAUCGAGAUCAUGACCGGGAUCAUGACCGGGAUCGAGAUCAUGACCGGGAUCAUGACCGAGAUCAUGACCGGGAUCGAGAUCAUGACCGGGAUCAUGACCGGGACCGAGAUCAUGACCGGGAUCGAGAUCAUGAUCGAGACCAUGACCGAGAUCGAGAUCAUGACCAUGACCAUGACCGAGAAAGAGCGAGGGACAAGCCACGGGAUAGAGACAGGGACAGGGAGGAGGAGAAGAGAAAGCACAGCUAUUUUGAGAAACCAAAGGCUGAUGAUGAGGUGGUUAUUGAUCCCGAAACAGGUCCAGCAUCCGCCAAGGACCUGCUGAAAUCGAUCAACGAUAACUUUGCUGGAGCACAAGGAUGGGAUGGAGUGGAAGUAAAGAAACAUGAAGAUAAGAAGCAGGUUGGAGAUUUCUUUGGCAUGUGGAACAGCUAUGCAGAGUGUUAUCCUGGAACCAUGGAUGAUAUGGCAGUUGACAGUGAUGAAGAAGUGGAUUACAGUAAAAUGGACCAGGGUAAUAAGAAGGGUCCUUUGGGACGGUGGGACUUUGAUACACAAGAAGAAUACAGCGACUACAUGAACAACAAAGAGGCUCUUCCCAAAGCUGCAUUUCAGUACGGUAUUAAAAUGUCAGAGGGGCGUAAAACACGACGAUUCAAGGAGACUAAUGAGAAAGCAGAGCUUGACAGACAAUGGAAAAAGAUCAGUGCGAUCAUUGAGAAACGGAAAAAGCUGGAGGCUGAUGGGGUCGAAGUAAAGAGGCCUAAAUACUGAAAAUAUACAUGUACUAUUUGUUUUGUCAUUUUGUUUUUUGCUUUACUUUGUAUUACUCCAUUGUGCACAGCUGACAGGAAACAGUAACUGAACCUGAUUGACCUUAGGAAACAAAACUCCUUUAUAACAUGAAUGCUUCGUUAUGGUUGUUUUAGAAAACAUACGUGGUUGUUUUUUCUUUUUCCCUUCAGAUACUAUGAGGGUUUUUUCAAAGUGGGUUUACAGUGGGUGUCUGCUCUGCAAAUUCCAAGCCUAAAAGUGAGAACUGAGUUGAAUAACUUGAGUUAAACUUCACAGUAUGGGGUUGUUGUAGAAAGCCUAACGAUGUUUGGACAAUAACAUCUUUUUUUGUUCUUAUAGCCUCUUCUCGCAGAUCAAGCCGGUGACCAUAAAAACCCUUGCACUCGGAUGCUUUUCUGCAUCCAACACCAUGAAUAAAGUCUAAAUCAUUUAGGUCAAAAUCUCUAAUACACAGCCUAAAUAGCCAUUUUGAGUAGCUGGGAUGGGAGGUUCAGAAGGCCACGUGUGUGUGUGUACCGCAAACUUUUCAUGAACAACUAGAAAAUGAUUGGUUAAAUAUGUCUACAAAAUGGCAUCUUAUCAGCAAGUAAUUUGUAUAUAUUUGUCUAGUGGGUAAUUUCAUAAAUUUGCAUGUUGCAUAGUAUCAAAAAAUCCUAUACGAGGCCUCAUACUCUGCAGAGUUAUCACAAAUUCUUAUCAAAAUUCCCUGAAUUGUAAAUUGAUUGUAAGUGUCUCUUAUUAGAUUAUGAGCAACUUUGUGUUGUAAUAAAUAUUAAACAGUG
Rana temporaria (common frog) is the source of this 2786-nucleotide messenger RNA. It is a transcript of the gene IK, whose product is annotated as IK cytokine. Gene Ontology annotation, biological process: mRNA splicing, via spliceosome. Lineage: Eukaryota; Metazoa; Chordata; Amphibia; Anura; Ranidae. Gene Ontology annotation, cellular component: nucleus. The coding region runs from base 91 to 1983 and encodes 630 amino acids. The transcript is spliced from 21 exons. The record is from RefSeq and is a predicted model, not a curated record.